Molecule: messenger RNA, 1292 nt
Organism: Tarenaya hassleriana
Lineage: Eukaryota; Viridiplantae; Streptophyta; Magnoliopsida; Brassicales; Cleomaceae
Product: glycine-rich cell wall structural protein 1-like
Exons: 2
Coding region: 107-1138 (343 amino acids)
Source: RefSeq, a predicted model, not a curated record
UUUUUGAAUCCACAGAGUGAUAGUAACUGCGCAUCUAUAUAAGCGAAGGUGUGGAUCACUGUUUCAAGACAAGAAACAAGAAUCCGGGUAGCUCUUCUAAGAGAUCAUGGAACAGAAAAGGGUUACUUGUUUGCUUCUUGUCUUGGUUUUUUCCCUUCAAUUGAGUGUUGAAUGUGUUCUUGGAGAUGAUGCCGUGGUGAAGGACGGGUUUAGGGACGAUGAUUGCCGGUGGAGCCGCCGCUGCGGAGGCCGGUUUGGACCUCGUGGUCCUCGGUUCGGCCGCUGCGGUUUUGGCGGCGGCGCUGGAGGUGGAGGUGGCUUCGGCGGCGGCGGCGGAGGUGGUGUUGGCGGUGGUGCUGGCCAUGGUGGUGGUUUUGGAGCCGGAGGUGGUGUAGGUGGCGGUGCUGGUGCCGGUGGAGGAGUUGGCGGCGGUGGCGGAUUUGGUGGUGGCGGGGGUGGUGGUGUUGGUGGUGGCUCCGGUCACGGAGGAGGUUUUGGAGCUGGAGGUGGUGUAGGUGGUGGCGCGGGUACUGGUGGAGGAGUUGGCGGCGGAGGUGGGUUCGGAGGCGGAGGAGGAGGUGGUGUCGGUGGUGGGUCCGGACACGGUGGAGGAUUUGGAGCUGGAGGUGGUGUAGGUGGUGGCGCCGGUACUGGUGGAGGAGUUGGCGGCGGAGGUGGGUUCGGAGGCGGAGGAGGAGGUGGUGUCGGUGGUGGGUCCGGACACGGUGGAGGAUUUGGAGCUGGUGGUGGAGUCGGCGGUGGUGCCGGUACCGGUGGAGGAGUUGGGGGCGGAGGUGGGUUCGGCGGUGGUGGAGGAGGUGGUGUCGGUGGUGGAUCUGGACACGGUGGAGGAUUUGGAGCUGGUGGUGGCGUCGGCGGUGGUGCUGGUACCGGUGGAGGAGUUGGCGGUGGAGGUGGGUUCGGCGGCGGCGGAGGUGGUGGUGUUGGCGGCGGCUCCGGUCACGGAGGAGGGUUUGGAGCCGGAGGUGGUGCUGGAGGCGGAGUAGGCGGUGGACGAGGGAUUGGACACGGCGGAGGAGUCGGCAUUGGGAUCGGAAUAGGCAUUGGGGUAGGAGCUGGCUCCGGCUCCGGUCAAGGUUCCGGCAGCGGCAGCGGCGGCGGAGGAGGCCGCCAUUGAAGCUCUUACUACAAGUUUUCAUAAACUAUGAUGUCGUCCACUGUAAUUUGUGCGAUAAAAAAUUGUAACUUUACUAUCUAAAUAUCCAUCAUCUUCUAUAAUUGUAUUAUGAAAUUUUGAAUUCAAUCCAAUAAAUUAUACAUAUUAUUAUCUA